UAUACAUUCAUAUAUAUACGCAAAUACAAAUUACAUAUGUAUAUAUAAAAAGCAACAAAGUGGCAAGGACGUUCAUCAUCUGGUGAAUAUCGACGACACUAUCGAAACUAUGUUGCCAGAUAGAUAAACGAGAAACCGUUAUUUGUGAAAAUAUACUUAAAAUGUUUCCUGUACAUUGCAAUAGUUGUUUUAAAAAACGGGAGGCUGCACCCGGUACAGAAUAUCUGCUUAGUCGCUGUCACCAUAUAGUCUGCGCUAACUGCGCGCCGAAUUCAACAAAUGGCGAACGAAAGUGUCCCGUCUGCAAUCGUAGCUUUAGUAGCGUAGCCAUUACAAGUUCAAUGCCAACACAUGCUGCCAACUAUUUUACCAAUCCCAGCAUAUUUUUGAAAAUGUAUCGGAGUAUUAGCCAAUUCCAAAGUGAUCAGCGUAACUCGUACUAUGCAAACUACUACAAAAAUCAGGCGCAAUUGCCAAAGAAAAAACUGAAGCUGCAGGGCUACCUAAAGCUGGAAGCUCAAUUGCGAGAGCAAAAUGACAACGAGAUGCGACGCAUCACAGAGUUACGUAACUAUAUCGACUACUACGAACGGAACGACGAAAAGUUUCUUGGCAAUGCAAGUUACAGCUCUUCUGAUAUAUCGAGCACAUCGCGAAUGAUUAACCGCCCAAGGACGCCUUCCCUUAGCGCGACAGACGAAACCACACUCACGGAUGAGGCUGACAUGAACGAAAGCGCCCACAUGGACAGAUUUGAUAAGCUGCUCUCGCAGGCAACCUUAACAAUAUCCCAACGCUCGAAGCUUAAGAGAUCUAAGAGACGAGACUCUAGAAAUAGUGUCAAAAGUACGUGAGAUAAAUACUCACUCAUUUGGUAACAAAAAACAAGAGUAAAGAUUAUAUGAAGUCUAAAAAUAUAAUU
Drosophila navojoa is the source of this 922-nucleotide messenger RNA. RefSeq names its product RING finger protein nenya (gene nenya). NCBI's taxonomy places the organism in Eukaryota, Metazoa, Arthropoda, Insecta, Diptera, Drosophilidae. Gene Ontology annotation, biological process: homologous chromosome pairing at meiosis; protein sumoylation; reciprocal meiotic recombination. The record is from RefSeq and is a predicted model, not a curated record. Gene Ontology annotation, molecular function: SUMO transferase activity. Gene Ontology annotation, cellular component: synaptonemal complex.